AUGAACCUCAUGUCCGGCGCCAUCAACGCGCUCUUCGGCUUCCAGCCUUUUUUCAGGUUUGCAGCGGGAAAGGCGCGCGAGAUGAUGGUCAAACGAGGCGAUGCCAUCGGUUUCCCAUGGGCGCCGCGUCUCGCGGAGCUCAAGCGGCACGACUGGGACGAGGAGCUGCGAUUGGUCGCCGCCACGAGCCGCGUCCCCAGGGACGCCAGCGGGGAGUACGUCUACCCGGAGUACUACACAAAACCGUUCCACGCGUACGAAAAGGGUAACCUUUCGCUGUACGCGGCGCUGGAGGUGGAGCUGGCAGCGAAGGCUGUGCACGCCCCGGUCUUCGACCCCGAGAGCAAGACGCUAGACCCCGAGGGCGACGCGAAUCUGAGGAGGGGGUACCACGCGAAGCUGGUGGAGCAGCUGCGCAUCCAGCCCAAGAGCAUCGUCGACCUGGGCUGCGCGUCCGGCCUCAGCACCUUCGCACUCGCCGAGGUAAGCCUGGACCCAAGAAUCGUCUUUCGGGUAGCGCUCUUGUCAAACAUCCGUCUUGUGCAUUCCGUCCGAGACCCUCUUGCCUUCGUGCAUUCAGGGAUGCUGACCUUCCCUGAGGCCGAGUUUAUCGGAGUGGACCUCUCGCCCUACUUCGUUGCUGCCUCCAACUACAACGUCCGGGAGAAGAGCAAGCAAGCGGGACGCGAGCUGCCAUUCACGUUCAUCCAUGCGGCAGCAGAGGACACGGGGCUGCCUGCUGGCUCGGCAGACCUGGUGUCCAUCUGUCUCGUGUGCCACGAUUCUGAGAUCAUAGAGGAGGCGCAUCGCAUCUUGAGGCCAGGAGGCGCGUUUGCAGUGAUGGAGAUGAACCCUCGCUCGCCCUUCUUCCAGAGGAUCUCCAACAACCCCUUCACCUUCGCCGCCUUCAAGGCAACGGAGCCAUACCUGGAUGACUACCGCACGUUCCCCAUUGAGGAUGCCAUUGCAGAGAGAGGCUUUGAGUACCCGCAGCAGAUGGAGAGCAGCCCUCGCCACCGCUGCAUUGUUGCGCACAAGCUGUAG
Closterium sp. Naga37s-1 is the source of this 1044-nucleotide messenger RNA. Lineage: Eukaryota; Viridiplantae; Streptophyta; Zygnematophyceae; Desmidiales; Closteriaceae. The record is from the annotation of a GenBank genome assembly.